Molecule: messenger RNA, 2850 nt
Organism: Amphibalanus amphitrite
Lineage: Eukaryota; Metazoa; Arthropoda; Thecostraca; Balanomorpha; Balanidae
Product: PDZ domain-containing protein 8-like
Exons: 16
Coding region: 64-2850 (928 amino acids)
Biological process (GO): mitochondrial calcium ion homeostasis
Cellular component (GO): mitochondria-associated endoplasmic reticulum membrane contact site
Molecular function (GO): protein binding; lipid binding
Source: RefSeq, a predicted model, not a curated record
AGUGGGCCGCCGUCCGGCGCUGACCGGCGCUGAGCGGACAGCUGACUAUCCCGCCGUGUAGCCAUGCUGGGCACCCUGCUGCUAGUGCUGCUCUGUGUGCUGCUGGGCGUCGUGCUCACGCUGGUCGUGCAGUACUAUGUGCUGGAAAACUACUUCGAGAGCCUACCCAUUGUCGGGCCCACCGACAAGCCGACCGUCACGCAGCCGCGUCUGCCCGAGGAGCUGGCUGACGAGGUGCGCAAGGAGACCUACCAGCGGAAGGAGACGUGUCUGGCCAUCAACCUGCUGGUGCAGAUGUUGUUCGGCGACCUGGUGCACACGCCGCGCCUCCGGCUCUGGGUCCUCAACAAGAUCCACCUGGAGUUCCAGGAGCUGAUGGCGCGCACCAGCGUCGGCAAGCUCUUCCACAACAUCAGGAUCAACGAGCUGGACCUGGGCGGUCAGAUGCCCGUGUUCAAGAGCGUGACGACGCAGUACGUGUCGCUGCACCCGGUCACCCAGACCAUCGAGCAGCUGGACCUCAAAGUGGACGUCGAAUACAACGGCGGCCUCAAGCUCAGCAUCCUGGCCGACAUCGUCCUCAGCCGCAAGGGCUUCGUCUUCCUCAAAAUUAACCGUCUGUCGGGUCAGGUGCUGUUGCGCUUCUGCCGGCGCCCGUUCUCCCACUGGGCGUACAGCUUCAUCGGCGACCCGACCAUCGAGGUGGAGGCCGAGAGUCAGUUCCAGGGCCGGCCGCUGCCGCGCGUCACCGCCGUCAUCGUGCGGCAGAUAAAGCGCACUCUGCGUAAGCGACACACGCUGCCCAACUACAAGCUGCGCUACAAGCCUUUCUUCACGUCCCGGCUGCAGCAGCUGUCGCCGGAGCCGCCGGAGACGCCGCCGGGAGGCCAGCUGGAGGUGACACUGAAACGGCUCUCCCGGCUGCGGCCCAGCGGGCAGCUGUCGCACGUCUACUGCCGGCUGGCCGUGGGUUCUGAGCCGCUGCUACUGGACACGUCUCACGUGCAGUGGACCCAGGAGUCGAUCCCGGUGCCGGCCCACCCGGGCCUGGCAGUCGGCCUGCUCGUGCGAGACACCUUCGUCAUGGAGAAACAGUGCAACUGCAUCACCGUGUUCAUAGUGGUGCACAACGCGCCCGCCUACAAGGCAGGCCUCAAAGCCGGCGACAUUGUCGACUCGGUGGACGGAGAGCCGGUGCGGGACCUGGCCACGGCCAACCGACUGCUGCGGCAGCCGCACCGCGACAUCACCGUGCGCGUGCUGCGCAUGACAGAGACCAAGUUCAGCUCCCGGCGGGCGGCCACCGUGUCCAGCUCUCGGCCCGCCACGCGGCCGCCGCCGCCGACCCCGGAGCGGCGGCUGCACAGCUCCGUCUCCGAGUCGGUGCUGACCGACGACUCGCCGGUGCGCCGGCGCCGCGGCACGCGCAGCGUCUGCGGUCCCAGCUCAGUCGGGGACCGGGAGGACAGCAGCUCCGAAAUCAGCCUACCCGCCGCCAUACAAAACUGCAUCUCCGACCAGGAGAAGGCCACCAAACUGGUUCGAUGGAAUGAGGACCCGGUGUUCAACGAGUCGUUCCAGUUCGCCAUCGGCCCGCCGCACCGGUACCUCAACAUCAGCGUGCUGGGUGUGCCGGAGCAGCCGUCAGCCGGCUCCGGCGGGGACGGCGCGGCCGCCGCCGGCCAGGACGUGCUGCUGGCGCGGCUGAGCGUGCCGCUGUCGGACGUGGUGACCGCCUGCCGGCUGACCGCCAUGGGCCACCACGUGGAGACGUGCCGUCUGCUGCCGCCGUCGACGGCCGCCGUCAGGGAGGUGGACCACGAGCUGUCGGUGUUCAACGCGUUCGAGCCGACGUUCUGUUUCGGCGACUGCCUGCUGUCGUUUGUGUUCGGGGCCGGCGCGGCCGACGCGGGCAGCGACGGCGACUCGUUGGCCGAGGAGGACGCCUCCGCCGUCACCUUGGAGAGGAUGGAGGUGGAGGAGUCGGACCCGGAGGACGACGACGAGCCGCUGGAGAUCCGCGUCGGACACAAGUUCGCCAGGAUGAGGUUCACCGCCUCCACAGAGUGCGACUUUUGCAAACGGAAGAUCUGGCUGAAGGACGCGUUUCAGUGCUCUGCCUGCAUGAUGACCUGUCACAAGCGGUGCAUCUCUCGCUGUCAGAGCCAGACCACCUGCCAGGUGGAGCUGAACCGCGGCUGGCGAGACUCCAUCUCGGACAGUCACGUGCCAGAGAUCGUCACCAGCUCUGAGGACGCCGCGGAGCCCUCCGACAAGAAGCGCCGGCGGCGGCUCAACACUCUGAUGGCCACGCUGGGCUCCGCCGGCCUGAAGCGGACGGGCUCGGCACAGAACCUGGCGCCGCCCUCUGCCGGCCUACAGCGCGGCCUGUCCGCCAGCCUGCCGCCGUCACCGCAGCGCUCACCGGCGGCCAGCAGGAAGAGCUCGCUGACGGCGGGCUCGCCGUUCGCGGCCGGCGCCGGCGGCGAGUGUGACAGUGACGAAGAGCUGGACGUGGCGCUCUCCAACAUGCAGAGCUGCGCCAACAACGAGAACCUGGUGCUGGCGGCGCGCGAGCUCGGCUGCCAGCUCUACUGCGAGAUGGAGCCGGCCGCCCGCCGAGACAGACUCGAGAACAUGGUGUCGAAGCUGCAGGCGGAGCUGGACUCUGAGGAGAGUCGCCGCCAGGAGUUGCUGCGCGCUGACCGGCAGGCCGACGGGCCCACCACGCACACGCGCUGCGCCCUGCUGCUCGCCCAAUCCGACGAGAAGACCAAGAUGCUCGGCAUCCUGAUGGUCUACUACAACGCCGGGCUGCGCGACGCGCUGGCGGCCGCGCCACCGGCCUGA